Drosophila willistoni is the source of this 2769-nucleotide messenger RNA. Its product is annotated as band 7 protein AGAP004871. NCBI's taxonomy places the organism in Eukaryota, Metazoa, Arthropoda, Insecta, Diptera, Drosophilidae. Bases 646 to 2271 code for a protein of 541 amino acids. Gene Ontology annotation, cellular component: plasma membrane. The record is from RefSeq and is a predicted model, not a curated record. The transcript is spliced from 12 exons.
AGCGGUUGUUGGUUCUUCCUCGCACACACUCUUACAAAUAAAUAAGUUGUAUUUUUGUUACUUUUUUUAUGUUGGCGUUCUUUGGCUUGAAACAUGUUGGCAUCAGCAGCAUCUUGGGUGGUCCCUUUGAGUGUGCAUGUGUGUGUGUGACUGUAAGUGUGUGUGUGUGUUUGUGAGAAUGGGUCUUAGAAAGGAAGAGAGCUAAAAAUAGCGCCCAAAAGAAAUCAAGUGCCAAGUGACCAAAAAAAAAACAAAACGAAAACAGGAAACUGAAACAAAAACGAUAUCCCUAAGGACAAUCACAACUGUGCAAAAGUAACAAACAAAGUAACAAAACAAAAAAAUGAACCUAAAACCAAAAUACAAAAUUAAUAGCAACUGACGAAUUUUCAAAAGAAACAUUUACUAGAACAAUUAAAAACAACAACAACAGGUGUUCCAACCUUUAGUAACACGCAUAAGAUACACCACAUUGUAUUACAAGAAAGCUUAUUAACAUUUUUGCAUAAUUCACGUUUGCUUGGGCCCCUCACCUGUGACUGUUCUCAUACCUCUGCCUCUGUCUCGAAUUUUGUGAGUGUGUGUGAGUGUGUGUGUGUGUAUGUGUGUGUAAUUGUUUGCUGCCUAACGCACGUUCAACAAAACAUGGUUGAAGAGUUCCUGGAGAAGUUACCAGAAAUUGACACACGCUACGAGGAUAUUGUGCCCAUGGAACAAGUGAGCUCGAUGGUAUCCAACGGUGGUGGCAGCGUAACCAUGCAGCGCGACGAUGAAUACCGCAAUCGCAUCAUGAAAAUACGUAGACUUGGUGACACAUCAUUGUCCAUCAACGGCCUCAAAAUAUCAGACCGCACGGAUAGUUUGUGGCAAACGACCAGCAUGCAUGCGGUACCUGCUGGUCAACCGCGCCAUGCACGUUACUCCUCGCACCACCACCCGCAACAGCAACAGCAACAACAACAACAGCACCACCAUCAGCACCAGCACCAGCACCACCAACAGGGCACCACAAACGGCCACCGUUUGCCACCAACUGGCCAUAGCAAUUACAGCAAAAUGCUGAAUAGCAGCCACAGCAGCCCCAGGGAGAUUAGCAUCUCACCGAGACGGGUCGCUCUCGAUACAACCGCCUCGGGUUCGACCAGUGGUUUUGGUUUUAGUCGAGAUACACAAGCAAAACAUUCUCAUGGAUUUCUCUAUUCGGACGAGGAAAUCAGCGAUAAGGCAUCAACAUGCGGCAAAUUGCUAAUAUUUCUAUCCGUGGCACUUGUGAUACUAACGUUGCCAUUCAGUCUCUUUGUCUGUUUCAAGGUGGUGCAGGAAUACGAGCGAGCGGUUAUCUUUCGUUUGGGUCGCCUGAUGCAGGGCGGAGCCAAGGGUCCAGGUAUAUUCUUCAUCUUGCCCUGCAUUGACUCCUAUGCCCGUGUGGAUUUGCGUACUCGCACUUAUGAUGUGCCGCCGCAGGAGGUUCUCACAAAGGAUAGCGUUACGGUUUCGGUGGAUGCAGUGGUUUACUAUCGCGUAUCAAAUGCAACGGUCUCUAUAGCGAACGUGGAGAAUGCUCACCAUUCGACCAGACUACUGGCACAGACUACUCUACGAAACACAAUGGGAACUCGGCAUUUGCAUGAGAUACUCAGCGAGCGUAUGACGAUUUCCGGCACAAUGCAGGUUCAACUCGACGAAGCCACCGAUGCCUGGGGCAUCAAAGUUGAACGUGUCGAAAUAAAGGAUGUGCGUCUGCCUGUGCAACUGCAACGCGCCAUGGCCGCUGAGGCCGAAGCUGCACGUGAGGCUCGCGCCAAAGUGAUUGCCGCCGAGGGCGAGCAGAAGGCAUCCCGAGCAUUGCGCGAGGCGUCCGAGGUGAUUGGCGAUUCGCCGGCAGCUCUGCAAUUGCGCUAUUUGCAGACUCUUAACACCAUAUCGGCGGAGAAGAACUCAACAAUUGUUUUCCCGCUGCCCAUUGAUUUAAUAACUUACUUCCUGAAAACAACGGAUGCUACCACGCAGCAGAAUGCAGCUGCUGCUGUCGCUGCAAUUGGAAAUACUCAACCGCAGCAGCCAUACCAACAACAACCACCGCAGCAACAGCAACAGCAACAGCAAUACCAACAGCAGCAGCAACAACCAGCCCAACAGCAGCAGCAGCCAAUGCAGCAGCAACAACAACCACCGCAGCAGCAGCAGCAGCAACAGCAGCAGCAGCCGGCGCCACAACAGCAGCAGCAGCCACUCUACCAACAAUCUCAACAAAUUUCAUCGGCCAUGUAAAAUGUAAUGGACGUGUAAGCCUGACACCAGCUGAACGGUGCAAUGCGUUAGAGGCGUUAGAGGUGGUGUUAGUCAAUGUUCAUCAACAACGAUUCAGUAGGAAUCCAACAGUUAGUUCUUUAACGAAUCGAACAAUUGAACAAUGAUGAAUUUAUCAGCACUCGGAUAGCAAUUUUUUCAAAUUGUAGAAGUGCAUUCAAUUUAUAGUACUAUUUAUAUAGGGAUAUAGGGAUACCCUCUCUCAAAGAUUUGAAAUCAGCAUUAACACAACACAACACACACACACACACGCACGCACACACACUUUGAAUGCACUGUGUAUGUUUUAAAUGCAAAACAAAAACUAACCAAUUUUCGAAAUUUUGCAUGAUUGUGAGAACAGUUUUUCAAAAUUUUCAAAUACUGUUGGUUUGGUUUUGCAUUUUCUACAUCAAAAUGCAAGCAUUUGUAAAAGUGGGUGGGUUAGGGAUAAUCUGUCUGUGAAAGAAUAAACAAAUU